AUGGAAAGCCCUAUGAUGUUGCUUACACCGGAGAGUUCCGCAAAUAUUGGCCGAGAUAUGGAAGGAAAAGGCGAAUCUCCAGAAGCUAGCCCGCCGAUGGAGGUCGGCAGACGAAGGGGCUCCAACUGCCGUCUUCCAAGCUUAGCAACAUUGGUGAGAAAUUCACUUAUUAUAUAACUACUUUUUGAAAAAUCAAUAUGAAGAACUCUACAGACGGAGAAGCACGCAUUUUAAUUGUUGCAAGACUACUCUCUGACGUUCAUUCCAAUCAGAGAUUUGUCAGGAAGCGGAUUUAUCUUCAUUUAUCAUUUUCGUUGAGUGCUUUGUGUUUUUUUUUCUCUGAGCUCGCUCUGCAAAAUGCUCAUUUAAGUAGUGAAAUAAAUUAAUUUGUGUGAAUAUUAUUUCAGCUACAUGUUACGUAUGAGGCUCAAUGUGCCUAA
Molecule: messenger RNA, 440 nt
Organism: Pocillopora meandrina
Lineage: Eukaryota; Metazoa; Cnidaria; Anthozoa; Scleractinia; Pocilloporidae
Source: the annotation of a GenBank genome assembly